AUGGCAGCUGCGUUACAAACGCGGACAUUACAAGCAAUUUUCCAUGAGUCCGAACAGGUCAUCAGACAGCUGACUGAGCAAGAGAUCGAGGAGUUCAAAGAAGCGUUUCUUCUAUUCGAUAAAGACGGAAAUGGUACGAUCUCUACCAAAGAGUUAGGCAUUGCUAUGAGGGCUCUUGGGCAAAAUCCAACUGAACAGGUCAUUUACAUAUCUAAGCCAAAUGAGUAUGAACCAACAAAAUGGAGUCUGUAA
Molecule: messenger RNA, 252 nt
Organism: Cylicostephanus goldi
Lineage: Eukaryota; Metazoa; Nematoda; Chromadorea; Rhabditida; Strongylidae
Source: the annotation of a GenBank genome assembly